UAGGGGGGGCCCCAAACCCAACUCCCGUCAAACACCCCUAAACCCCUUCCGACGGUGGUGCAGUCUAAAAUUUCACCCACCCACCGAAGCCGCCGCCGUGAUUCUUUGGCAUUGCAGAGGCCGGAGGAGGAGGAACCAGAAAGAAGAACAAGAAGAUGGAGCAGCACAGAGAUUCUAACCUACUGGAUGAAGCGCUAGGUCUUCACAACAACAACAACAGUUUGUGUGGUCGCUUCGUGCUUGUAGAGGACUGUGUUGACACAAGCGCCGCUUUCGUUCUUCACCAUAUCAUCAAACGCUCCCUCUCUUCUCACCCCGUCGUCUUCCUUGCCUUCUCUCACCCUUUUUCCCACUACGACCGCAUCCUCAGAAAGCUUGGUUGCAACUUAGCUGCUCAAAGAGAUAAUAAUAGAUUCUUUUUCAUUGACAUGCUUAUGUUGCAGUGUCCAGAUGAAGGAAAACUGAAUCAUGAUGGGUUUGCUGCUGUAUUUGAGAAGAUAGAAAGAGUGGUCAAGGCAUUACAUCAAGACAACAUGAAAUUUGCCAGUAUCAUGAUAGAUGAUAUAUCUUUUCUUGAGGUUGCUGCUAAUGGCUCUUCAAAUGAUGUUUUAGACUUCCUGCAUUAUUGCCACACGCUAACAUCAGAAUAUGGUUGCGCAUUUAUUGCACUUGACCAUAAGGAUAUUUAUCUGAAUGAAGAGAGGCCUGCCAUUAUCUUAGAGAUGGAGUACCUUGCUGACGUUUUGGUCAAGGCUGAACCAUUGGCCACUGGUUUGGCAAAAGAUGUGCAUGGGCAGUUGAUGGUGUUACAUAAGGAAACACAACAUCAACAUGGGAGUUCACCCUUUAAGAUCCACAAUUUUCACUUCAAGAUCAAGGAAAAUAGCAUCGAGUGUUUUUAUCCUGGCACAAAAAUCUAGUGCCAGCAAAACACCUGCAAAAACAGCUCGUGUAAUCUUGAAAGAGACAAUAAUAGCACAUCUAUUAUGUUGUGUUUUCCUAUGUUUAGAAGAAAGUUCUUAAUUUUCAAUAUGGAAAUUAUUUAUUUUAUCACGGACUUUCAAUGGGUUUUUGAA
Molecule: messenger RNA, 1076 nt
Organism: Lotus japonicus
Lineage: Eukaryota; Viridiplantae; Streptophyta; Magnoliopsida; Fabales; Fabaceae
Product: elongator complex protein 6
Exons: 5
Coding region: 156-920 (254 amino acids)
Biological process (GO): tRNA wobble uridine modification
Cellular component (GO): elongator holoenzyme complex
Source: RefSeq, a predicted model, not a curated record